Molecule: messenger RNA, 1942 nt
Organism: Amphibalanus amphitrite
Lineage: Eukaryota; Metazoa; Arthropoda; Thecostraca; Balanomorpha; Balanidae
Product: 5'-AMP-activated protein kinase subunit beta-1-like
Exons: 2
Coding region: 132-1022 (296 amino acids)
Biological process (GO): signal transduction
Cellular component (GO): cytoplasm; nucleus; nucleotide-activated protein kinase complex
Molecular function (GO): protein kinase binding
Source: RefSeq, a predicted model, not a curated record
AUUGAUGGACGUACCUUGAGAAGAGAAUGAGGAAAAUACGCAAAUGAGUUUGUGACAAUUGUGGUCGCGUUUUCUCGCCCAUUUUGUUUAAAUUUUAUAUUGACAGCCAGUGACCCUGUCAGCCGGGCAGGAUGGGUAACGCCCAGAACCGCGAGCGCCACCGGUCUGGCGACACGGCCAGCGGCUCAGCCUCUCCGGUGGGCCGGUUCUCCGACUCGCCGUUCAUCUGGGACCACGACCGUCGCCGCCACUCGUCGGCCACGCACGAGGGCAGCGCGCCCGUGCUGCCCGAGCACAGGGGGCGCCGGUUCAGCGGCAUCGAAGCCGUCGUGCCGCCGCACCACCCGCCGCUGAUGACGCAGCGCUCGGUGCCGAUCUCGGUGCCGCGCGCGACGCCAGAGCCGCCGGCUGAGGGCCCGCAGGAGCGCCGCCUGCCGGUCGUCAUCCAGUGGAAGAAGGGCGGCAAGAACGUGCAGCUGUGCGGCAGCUUCACCGGCUGGAAACCGGUGCCGAUGGCCCGCAGUGAGAGCAACACGGACUCGGAGCACAUGAGCAUCGUCAACCUGCCCGAGGGCAGACACGAGUACAAGUUCUUCAUCGAUGGGGAAUGGAUGGUGGACAACAACGAGCCGACGACCGUCACCGACGGCGACAAGCGCAACUUCAUCACCGUGAAACUAUCCGACUUCACGGCGUGCGACGCGCUCAACAUGGAGACCGUGUCGGCUGGCGGCGAUCUGUCCGGCUCUCCGCCGGGCAAGUACGGCCAGGAGGUGCCGCAGCCCAAGCCGUGGGCACCGUCGUCGCCCAACCACCCUCCGGCACUGCCGCCGCAUCUUCUGGAGGUGAUUCUCAACAAGGACACGCCGGGCUCCAUGGAGCCGACGCUGCUGCCAGCGCCCAACCACGUCAUGCUUAACCAUCUGUACGCUCUGAGCAUCAAGGACGGUGUCAUGGUGCUCAGCGCCACCCAUCGCUACCGUAAAAAGUACGUCACCACUCUGCUCUACAAGCCCAUCUAGGAAUUCGCCACCUCGCCUGCCAAGGAGGGGUGAAGGCCCAGACGGGCCUGGCCCGGCCGGCCGCCGCGGUGGGCCGGGUCGGCGCAGUGGGGUGGAGGAGCCCGAGAAGUAGUGCGCGGUAUCGGGGGUGUCGUGGUCGGGUACGACGUAGCUGAUGUGUGCUGGAUGCGAGCGCCGGGGUGCAGGCUGCGGAUGCGCCCUACAGCGAGAGAGGCUGCGCAGAGGGCGCUAGUGGGCGUGCAGCCUUCGAUCGUGGAACGGUGUUAUAGAUUGACUGGUCGUCACUAUAACCACACUGCACAAACUCUGGCUGAGACGCGUAUUUUAAGAAUAUUUUAGCGGUCUUGCUAUGCACUCUUGCACUGCGUCCGACCUUGCUGUGGUGGUGGGUUGAACAUUGGGUUCCCUGUCGAUUCCGUCUCACUUCUGUCCAUCUUUCUACUGAUUUUAUAACUCGCGCGUUUUGGUGGCGGUGGCAUAUAUUACUUAAUGUUUGCCUUUUUUAGUUUAUUAUUCCUCCUGCUGUGUAUUACUAACAUUCCACCGAAUGCUGUAACUGGAGGCUAAUGUGUCCGCUUGGUGUUGCCGUCCCCGUUUAGUUACGCCUAGGUAGUGAAUAAGGCGAAUUUAUUGCAAUGGUGCCUCGAUCAGUGAACAAAUUUGGGGCCGCCUGCUGUGCCAAUGUUAGCGACGGGUAACCACGGUUGCCCUCCGUGCACAAAUAUGUGGCAUUGUAUUGACGGUGUAGUAUUCAGAUUGUAUAAAUGUUUAUUUUGUCACCGACUAGGCGUCGAGGUGGCCGAGGUACUCUAUACAAUUUGCACCAAUAAUGAUGUGUCCUGUGAUUUUGCCGCGCGUAACAGUUGUGUGCCAUGUGUUUUUAGACAUUUUGGAUAAUACACGGAUGAAUUACACGAUGA